AUGGAAGAUGUUGGUGGAGGAAGUGAUGAUGAUAGUGAUUCUAGUGUCCAAAUUAUUGAGACAUUGGAUGAAAUUGGAGAAAUUUAUGGAGGUGAAGCUGUAGAUGAAGGCCCAAUAGAUGAGGCCCAUACCAAUUCAACUUACCAAGAUGAUGAUGAUGGUGGAGGAUAUGAAGAGGAUGAUGAUUUGGACAACUUGGUUAGUGAUGAAGAAGAUGGACCAGUGCUUAAAAAGAAACACAUUGAAUUUGAUCCACACUUCAAGCCUAAAAAUAUCAAGUUUGAAUUGGGAAGGGAAUUCCCUACUGUUGAGCAAUUGAGUGAAGCAUUAAAUGAGCAUUUCAUCAGCAUUGACAGGCAGUACAAAUAUAUUAAUAAUGAUAGGUUGAGAAUUAGAGUUGUAUGCAAAGGAGAAGGCUAUAAAUGGUUAAUGUAUGCUCGGAGGAUGAGAGAUGAUUACACUACAAUGCGAAUCAACAAAUUUGAGGAAGAACACAGCUGUGGAAUUUUAUGGGAGAAAAGGCUAGUAGAUGCUGAUUGGAUUACAAAAGAGUUCUUGGAGAAGUUCAGAGCAAAUCUAGCCAUGUCAUUUGGUGAUUUCAAGAAAGCAAAUCUUGAGGGUAAGUACUCUAAACUCAACUCCUGGACUUUUUAUCGAGCUAAGAACAAAGCUAUGGCCAAGAUACAUGGAACGGUUAAAGAUCAAUAUGUUAUUCUGCAUGAUUAUUGUGCACAAUUAGUAAAAUUUAAUCCUGGUAGCGUAGCUUUCAUCAUAACAAGUUUAGUGAAUGAUAUAAGGUUUUUCGAAAGGGUUUACAUAUGCCUUGCAGCAUGUAAAUCUGGUUUCAAGUUCCACAAGCCCAUCAUCAGGUUAGAUGGGUGCUUUUUGAAAGGAUAUUGUAGGGGUAUGUUGCUUGCAGCCAUUGGUAUUAAUGGAAACAACAACAUGUUUCCUCUUGCAUAUGCUGUAGUUGAAAAGGAAAACACUAAUAGUUGGACUUGGUUUGCGCAACUACUGAAAGAGGACCUAGAUGUACAAGACAUAGGAUUCUUCAUUUUUAUUUCAGGCAGACAAAAGGGGUUGGAAAGGGCUUUAGGAACAAUUUAUGAAGGUUCUGAAAUACGAUUUUGUGUUAGGCAUCUUUAUGCCAACUUCAAGAAGGAGUUUCUUGGAUGGUUGUUGAAGCAACAAUUAUGGGCUUGUGCUAGAGCUACUACAGUGGAAGAAUUCAAAAGGAAAAUGAAUAAAUUGAAGGAGACUAAUGCAGCAGCUUUUGAUUGGUUUUCCAAAAAGUCACAAUCUGAAUGGACCAAGUCCCACUUUAGGACUUCCACUAAGUGUGAUAUGUUGCUGAAUAAUCUUUGUGAGAGUUUCAAUUCAACCAUUCUGGAUUGA
Molecule: messenger RNA, 1395 nt
Organism: Cannabis sativa
Lineage: Eukaryota; Viridiplantae; Streptophyta; Magnoliopsida; Rosales; Cannabaceae
Exons: 2
Coding region: 1-1395 (464 amino acids)
Source: RefSeq, a predicted model, not a curated record